AUGAAUUCGGACACUUACUUUAAGCUUCUCAAAAAGUCACAAGUCGUCGAACACUUGGUGCAGUUGAGCUCUCAUGUUGGCCAGAGUGAGCAACAAGUGCGGCGUCUUCAAAGUGAACAAGCAAGAGCUCAAUGUGUACAGGGUCGAGUGUUCUCGGAACUCGAGAGAUAUCGUCGUCAGGUGGUCGACGUGCAGAACCAAUUCUUAGGACUAAUCGAAGCUCUUACAGCACUGUGUAUGCGAGAGGAAGAGCUGCACGGAACAUUACUGGACUUGCAUUCCACGCUGGAGACACAAGCUCUGGCCACGGUAGGUCGUCAAAGAGUGCAGCAACUUGAAGCUAUUUGUGCACGGUACGAGAGACAACUGGUUGGCUCGGAGGCUGCACUCUCGCAAGCAAUCUACUCGGAUGCAGCACGAGAAAGCGCAGUCAAGAACGCACAAUUGGAGGCGAAGAACCAACAACACGAAGCUGACAAUCAGGCACUCCAAGCUCAGCUUGAGCUCGCACGCGGUCAGGUUGCACAUUUGCAAGAACAUCUCACACAGGUUCAUGAACGUCAGACAGCACUCGAACACGUGAAGCAGCAACUUGAACAAGAAUUUGCACGGCAUACAGCAGCAACUCAAAGGUUUGCUGCGGAUCUACAGACAGAACUACGCCGUCGCUACGGUGUUGUGCCGUCAGUUCUGGACAUGAAAUGGCAGCACUACUUACCGCGAUUGAGCCGGCCAUUCUAA
Messenger RNA from Phytophthora infestans T30-4, 741 nucleotides. RefSeq lists its product as uncharacterized. Lineage: Eukaryota; Oomycota; Peronosporomycetes; Peronosporales; Peronosporaceae. The transcript is spliced from 6 exons. The coding region runs from base 1 to 741 and encodes 246 amino acids. The record is from RefSeq and is a predicted model, not a curated record.